Molecule: messenger RNA, 1163 nt
Organism: Arabidopsis arenosa
Lineage: Eukaryota; Viridiplantae; Streptophyta; Magnoliopsida; Brassicales; Brassicaceae
Source: the annotation of a GenBank genome assembly
AGCUUCGUGUUCCAAUAGACAACCACGGAGGCUUAAAAAAUGCCGAUGACGGUUGUUUCCGGUCGAUUCUCAUCGGCGUUUCUCCCGAAUUGUUUUUCCGUGUCCCGGUUAGUUACCGUCAAGUACGCCGCUCAAAGACGGGUUGUUCUCGUUUCCAGAUCAGCUCAGGCUUCUUCUGUCUCUGUCUCCGUCGAGACGAAUUCGAAUGUGGAUUCUGUUAUCGAGAAGGAGGAGAAGAACAGAGGAGAGAAGAAGAUUCUAGCUUGUCCCAUCUGUUAUAACUCCUUAGCAUGGAUUAGUCAACCUAAUGGAUUAAUAGGAUCUGCUGCCUCUGGUACUCAAGUACAAUGCAAUACAUGUAAAAGGAGUUACUUGGGUAAUGAGACGCAUCUUGAUUUGGCUGUGGCUAGUGGAAGCAAGAGAUACAGUGAACCAAUGCCUCUUUCCACUGAGUUAUUCAGGACUCCAUUAGUCUCGUUCCUUUAUGAGAGGGGUUGGCGUCAGAAUUUCAUAUGGGGAGGUUUUCCAGGACCAGAUAAAGAGUUUGAAAUGGCUAAAGACUACCUGAAGCCUGUUUUGGGAGGCAAUAUCAUUGAUGCUAGUUGUGGAAGUGGGAUGUUCUCGAGGUUAUUCGCUAGAAGUGACUUAUUUUCUCUGGUUAUUGCCCUUGAUUACUCAGAGAAUAUGCUGCGGCAGUGCUAUGAACUCUUAAAUCAAGAACAAAACUUUCCCAACAAAGAGAAACUUGUUCUAGUCCGAGCAGACAUUGCUAGACUCCCUUUCCUUUCGGGUUCAGUUGACGCUGUCCAUGCUGGUGCUGCUCUGCAUUGCUGGCCUUCACCAUCCUCAGCCGUUGCUGAGAUAAGCCGUGUUCUUAGACCUGGAGGAGUAUUUGUGGCCACCACAUUUAUCUAUGACGGUCCAUUCAGUUUUAUCCCCUUUCUGAAGAAUCUUCGUCAGGAAUUAAUGAGAUAUUCAGGUUCUCACAUGUUCCUGAAUGAACGUGAGCUUGGAGAUCUCUGCAAAGCCUGUGGACUCGUUGGCUUCACUCGUGUUAGAAACGGGCCAUUUAUAAUGCUAUCCGCCACAAAACCCAGCUAAGCUCACCCUCUUGAAAAUAUAUACUAUUCUGUAAAAAUUUGGUAUAAAGUUAUACACAUUAU